Molecule: messenger RNA, 7005 nt
Organism: Oreochromis niloticus (Nile tilapia)
Lineage: Eukaryota; Metazoa; Chordata; Actinopteri; Cichliformes; Cichlidae
Gene: stxbp6
Product: syntaxin binding protein 6 (amisyn)
Exons: 5
Coding region: 470-1030 (186 amino acids)
Biological process (GO): regulation of SNARE complex assembly; Golgi to plasma membrane transport; exocytosis
Cellular component (GO): plasma membrane; exocyst
Molecular function (GO): phosphatidylinositol-4,5-bisphosphate binding
Source: RefSeq, a predicted model, not a curated record
CUUCUCCGUCUCUCGAAGCGUACAGACUCGAGGAGCUCACGACGUGGUGGUGUGAUACUGUACGUGAUUGGCGGGCGGGUGGGUUUGGUUUGUGUGUCUGGGAACCUGCUACUGGUCUCCCAUCCAUACACGCUCACACACAGAGAGAAAGAGAGAGCCACGGUCAGACAGACUGGCUCUCCAACAACGACAGCGGGGGAAAAAAACUCUCCUCGCGGCUCAGAAACCAGCAACUACUGCAGAAGUGAAGUCGACGUGAUGUUAACCUCGAAAUGCUCCCGUUUAUUUUGAGAAGAAGGCUAACAAUAGGGAAGAAGCUGCUUAAAAGUAGGUGAAGUGUGACAGCUGGAGACAUUUAACCCAAGGAUUUGUUGACUGCACGUGGAAACGGCUCGCUCAGACGCAUCGUGAAGCCUGAACUGCUCCACUUUAACUGGUGACCAGCUGUUUACGUCUGCCUAAAUCAGAGAUGAGUGCCAAAUCUGUAAUCAACAAGGAGGUGUUCAUACCUCACGAUGAGAAGAUGCUUGCUGCUGUACAGGUCAAGCGGAGGACAAAGAAAAAGAUCCCCUUCCUGGCCACCGGUGGUCAAGGAGAUUACAUGACGUUCAUCUGUGUCUCAGUGACGAAUAAGAAACCAUCCCAUGUUUCAAUCACAAAGGUGAAGCAGUUCCAAGGAUCAUCUGCCUUUGUAAAAAGGUCACAGUGGACAAUUGACCAGCUACGGCAGGUCAACGGCAUUGACCCCAACAAAGACUGUCCGGAGUUUGACCUGAUGUUCGAUAAUGCUUUCGAUCAGUGGGUUGCUGGUUCAUCAGGGGAGAAGUGCACCUUUAUCCAGAUUCUCCACCACACCUGCCAGCGUUACAGCUCAGCGCGGAAGCCAGAGUUUGUCAACUGUCAGUCCAAACUGCUAGGGGAAGGCCAAGAUCUAGGUUCAGUCAUUUUCCGUUGCAAGGUCUUUUUGAACAGAAGGAGGAAAGAAUUUGUUUCACAUCAAGGUCAUCUGCUAAGACGAGGUAAGCGCUAAAUUAAAAGCCCCCUUCCCCUUAUAGUUGAAUAACUUAAUAAUAACUCCACCCAAUUCUAGAUAUGACCUAGACCUCAGAAAAGUUAUAUCUAUGAAUCAGUGAUGAGUUCCACUUAUCACCAGACUUGAGGAACGACAGUAUUUUGUCUUUCUCCCAUCACCUGUAACCGGUCAUGGCUGAUGGCUGCUCAGGAAGGAGCAGGAGGUUUCAUGAAGGUUUCUUCAUGUAAAAAAGGGAGUUUUUCCUUCCCACCGUUGCCAAGUGAUCGCUCAAAGGGGGUCGUUACCAUAUAAAGGCUCCUGUUGGUCUCCUUGGUCCCAUGUCUACACAGUAGGAGUGCAUUUUCAUGUUGUUGCUAAUAACUGAACAGAUGGGUACAAAUUGAAGUAAUUUAUCUUAGGUGUACACUUUGAUUAAGUAUUGAUAAAUGUGAUUAAAAAAACAUUUUCCUGCUCAUAAAACUGCAACGUUUUUCAUAAAAAAAAUUUUUUUUUAAACUAACCCAAAAAACCACACCCAGUCAGGAAAGAGAUGUGUUGAUUUGCAAAAACUAUUCCCUCCUAGGGGAGGGUUAUUGGAAAUCGGGCCAAACCCCGCCAGCAAAUUGCUUCUUAAAGCACAGCAGUGCCACUAAAUUCACUCAAGAGUCAAGGAUUCAUUUUUUUUCAGUAAUUUAUCGUCCCUCUGCUGUAGUUACACUUUGAAAUCUGACUACAAUAAAUUGUUCAUUCAGACAGGAAUUAACUCACUUAAAGCUGUACAGAGAGCCAUGCUUUAUACGUUUUAAGUGAGUACAAGGACAUUUCUUUCAGUGGCAUGUGUCCCUGUAUGAGAUGUGCAUUACUGGAAGGGAUUUUGAGUUUAUAUCCAAAGGUUAUAUGAGUUAUGUUCACUGUCCUUGGCCCCUCUGACAAACUGUGUACAUGGUCACUAAUGAAAACUGUGCAGAGGUGCAGUAUGUGUAUUAAAAAAAAAAUCAUUACAACAUGUUGGCUUUUUUGAUUUGUUUGAAAUUGUUUUUCUUUGAAACAGGGCUCACUGAUGAGGUGAUAUACUUGAACAGCAUAUAGAAAACAUGAGCUUUUUUGGAAGUUGAACAAAAUAUUAACAUUUUUUUAUGAAAAAAGAAAGCACACCCCCUGACCUCAGCCCCUUUACCAGAAAACACAUUGCAGGUGUAAUUGCCUGCAAGGUGUUUUCUGGUAAAGGGGUUAUUGAUGAAACUUUGAUAGUGCUGAUAAUGAAAUGUUUGAAGCGUUGCUUGUAUACACUGCCCACAACAUUGCAGUCUGAGCAUUUGUGUAAGCCAUUCCAUAACACAUCACAUCUUUUUGGUCAUUCACAUCAAAUUGAAAGGUCCACUUCCACAUUAAUUUAAAGUUUGGGAAACCUUUGGCACAUAUUCAUAGUUUUAAUGAAGUAUUGAUAACUCAGUGCUAUAAUUUGAUGCAGUGAAGUAAUCCCAAACCCUGCUACUUCAAUUGGUAUGAGGUUCUCCUGAAAAGCUGUCUUUAGUUUACUCCAAGCUGUGGCCAGUAUAUUUAAAUAAAAGGUCCUUGGCUGUACCAGUAUGUCCAAUGUCAAACUAAUUUUAUUCAGACUUUCUUUUUAGACUACAAAGACUUUUCCCUUGCAAAUCUCAUAAUGAAAUUUGGGAGUUCUUUAGAGACAAGUAGUCUGUUUUUCGGCAUACACAGCCCCUUUUUGCCUUAGAGAUUCCUUUAGAUCACAGUAUGAUGACACCAGUCACGUUGGUAGCAAAGAUAACAGCACACUCUGGAUGUCAAAUGUUGAAAUAAGACAGGUUCCCUAGGUUGGUCCCUAUGGAGAUGCUAAUCUUCUGCACCUAAUCUUGUAACCCUCACUCUAAUAUGGAUGGAAGGAUUUGGUUGUGAUAAAUGGGCAGGGGUUGCUUCAAUUUUUCUGUUCAAAAAGAAAAAAUCAUUUAAAUUAUAAAAAUGUAAAAUCUCAGAUUUAUGAGCGUUUUGUUGGAGAAUGUCAGAAAAGCCAACAGUUUUCAUAUGAUGCAUUUCUGUUUUUUCAAGAGUGUAAAUAACAAUCUGGUGUUCAAGGGUAGUACAAUGACAAAGUGCUUCUUCCUUAAUUGUUUCCUCAGUAUAGUCUCCACUCCUGUGAAGCAUAUUACAAAUUAACAUUUAAGCUUAGUAAAGACUGUAAUCAUGGAAAUUAUGGCUGGUAAUGCAUUGUGUGAUGCUAACAUUAAUCUGCUGAUUAAUGCCGCUGCGAGUAGGCAGUUCAUGAAUACCUAGUAGCUAUUUUUCUGUCAGUGCUGGCGCAGCUCUGUGGUACAUUUAGGAUUUAGUACUUUGCUGAAGACUUUUUAAACAGCUUAACGGUGACUAACCUAAAGGCCAACUGUUCAAAAAAAAGGUCAGCCCUUUGCCUUCAUGAAAAUAAGUUGUGAGUAGAGUCCUAUUUUUUUCUGACUGGUUAAACAAGGAAUUGAAAGCAUCAUUCAGGGUUCACAUCCCAGAAGUAAUGUGCACAUCUGUAGCAUGCAUAAAUACCAGUAAUAAGAUCAUUUUUCUUAAACUCAUGGAGUUGAUCACAAAAUUAAGAGAACAUAAUUGAGUUUACGUAGGUUGAAAUAAAUAUUGUGUGACUCUAAACAACUUAAGGUUCUGAAUGCUGGAGAAUAAAAAAAAAAAAAAAGCAGAAAAUUUUGGAACUUGAAAUAAAGUGAUGUUAUUUGAUGUGCAGGGUAUCCAGUAUGUAUUUUAUUGUAAGUAAGUGCUGCCUGAGGUGGGUGGGAAGUCGGGUACAGAUACUUAAAGGAGCUGGAGGGAGUGAGUAUGCUUGAUUAAAUGGAGAUUUGGGGGUGAAAAUCUAAUAGAAGAAAGUAAUUUGACUAUGGGGAAAAGGUGCAGGACGAAUGUGUGGAAAAGUGAUUGGAUUAAAAAAGAAACUGGAUAACUGACUAUAGAGAAAUAAUAAGUGUACAUCUGGAGCCAAGGGGAUGUGCCCUUCCUGUUUGAACCUCAGCUAUAUUUUCAUUAUGCUGCGGUGGGUAAUGUCAAGAUUUGCAUUAAUUAAACUGCAGCAGGGGGGGUUUAUCUUGGAGUAGGAGCAGCAUAGCUGUGCCUUUAGGCUCCUAGGAAGUCUGUUAGCUGUUUUAUGAUUUUCAUCCAUCAUUUUGUACAUCAUUCUUUUGUGUCUAAAUCAUUUGGAAUGAGGGCUUUGCCUGCCAUGCUCAUUUUCUACACAAGAAAUGUAACCUUUGGGGAAUACACUGACACGUAUUAAGACAUUGUUUGACUGAUCCACAUAUAGAAGAAUGUAAAGUAUUUAAUGUUUGGAGCAUUUUUCUAUUUCUUGGAAGCUUUACUUACUCUGUUUAAAGCUUCUUUUUGGUGCCUUUGGCCUUUUCAAUCUAUUUAGCUCUGAUUUAUUUCUCUCCACUGGUACAAACACACACACACACACACAGACAUCCAUAAAACUCUUUUUAAUCCCAAAAAAUAAAUUGAAAAGUGUCCUUUUAUCACAAAAACAUUAAAAUUGUUAAUACAUUCAGUUUAACAUAAAACGUUAUCAGAAAAUUGCAGUUACAAUACAAAAAUGCAUUUUAUACUCAUUUAGCAUCCUUUACUCACAUCCUUGUUUACCUUGUUUUACCUUUUUGUUUUAAUUUUUAAAAACAGGAAUAAAGGAUAAUAUUGGUAUCGGAGUUAUAGUUUUGUAUUAUCUAAAUGGUUGUAUUUUGUAUUUUCUUCUGGUUGUUGUUGGUUUUUUUCAGUUUAAUUUCAGGUACUUUCUAGAAUGGGUUUGCUCAUUUCAGUUUGAAGAUGUUUCACCUUAGUUUAGUUUCAGUGCUACUUUUGAAUGUUUUGUGGUAUUUUUAGAUUUGGGCAGAUAGAAUGAAUGCUGUAUUACAAUACAAAUGUAAUACAUUUUGAAGAUUCAGUCAUGCAACAUCUCUAGUUCCAAGGAUCUUCUUCAAGCAGGUGUGAUACAGAAAUGACCAAAUUAGUAAAACUGAAGGUAUUUGCUGUUUCUGUUCUUAUUUUAAUGUUGUGAGUACACAAUAUUGUUUACGUUUUUUUAAAUCUGCUUUUUACUUUUCUUUGGAUUAGUGAAAAAAAACCAAAUUCACAUAUUACUUUGUUUUGGUAAUUGUGAUUAACGUAAUAGAAAAAUGCAAAGAAGCUCUAUAUAAGAUGAAAAUGGGUUAUUCUGUACUUCAGAGUCAAAAUGCUGGUGAUGUAGGUGAAACUAAGCAUUAAGCAUUGGCUGCACUUACCAACAUCCUUGACAGUACAUUUUAUAUUUGCAUGAAUAACGCCAGCCUCAUUCAUAAUAUCUCAUUGGAGCUGUUAUGCGCACGCUAAUGCGUAACAAAUGAUUGCAAAACAUUCUCUCCCCUAAAUCACCCGCACACACAUUAUCCCCUACAGCUUUAUUCUAACAGACUGACCGCCAGAAAUAUUAAAAGCACUCCAGCAUGGAUCUUUUGUGUCCAAUCUUAUCAAUCCCAUGUACUGUAAUAGUAAAUGUGACUUGGCUGUCAGCAUCUUGUGAAGUGUAUCUGACAUGCUCUUGUUGAUAACUAUCAGGUUAUUUUCUUUGCCUCACAGCAGCGCAGGCUGUAAUCUGCUGCUUACAGACAAAGUGGAAAAGGAAGGGUUGACUUUGAAUUAUCCCACCACCCCACACCCCACUUCCUUGUUAUGUUUGCCUUUGCUUGUAGUUUUUAUUUUUCUAGAAUAUUUUGCCAGCAAACAGCUUGCCUUUUUUUAGCCUCCAUUGUUUGAGAAACCCUGGCUGAUCAUGUUGAUUUCUGUGAGUAAAAUAACAAAAUGCCUUCGACAUUGUCGAGACAGGCGCAUCAUGGGUUUAGCAGAUUCAGCACCGUGACAGAUUGACAAAUCUUUACAAAAAGCUCCUCUUUAAGAUUUACUAGUCCGACAUCAGUGUCAUAAUAGGAGAUACUUUAAACUUCAGCUUCAUUAAAAUUCAUCUUGAAUUAAAACCCAUAUUCCUCCCAAGUUAUCUUUUGUGAUAACAGUGGCUGAUCAGCUUCCACUUCGAGUGCAGACACUAGGCUCAGAGCAGCACAACGAUGGCACCACAUAACAUAAUCUACUCCUACACAUUUCAUUUGGCUUCUGAUACUGCACCUCCUAUCAUAAACCCUCCAGAAUGUCUCCACCCUGUCUUUUAUCUGAGUACUUUCUACAGGAAAAAAAGGGACGGGAUAUUGGUGGGGAGACAAAUAAAUAGAUAUGUUUAUUGAGUCUGCAUGGGGUUGGGUGGUUGUGAGUGUUGGGGUUAUAUUGAGGAUGAAGGGAGUAUUAGUCCCAGGGCUUCCCUGGAAGAGGAAAGGAUUAAGAAGAAUCUGUCUGAAGGUGAAAAGGUCUCAUCCUUUCUAGUGAAGAGAAUAUAUUUCCUAGGAGAAAGUAUAUUUUCAGCAAAGUUUUUUUUUUUUUAACUUAAAAAAAAGAAGGAAAUCAAAUGGGGAGUGCAUGAUAAUGACAAAGUGUAGAAAUGCACUCUGGCAGUGGACAGAAUUUAAAAUGUAGACAUUAUACUAAAUGGAAAAGGAAGAGGUAUGCGGCUCUUUUCUUCAGAGGUCCAGAUGUGUUUGCCACAUUGACUGUGCUUCAUUUACUGUAAUUUAAAGAAAAUUGAAGGGAAAAUUUGUGUAUGUUUCCAUUUCAUUUAGCGUGAACAGGAAUGGGUGUAAACAUCUAUACUCGCAUCCAUCUGUGUGCUGCAGUACCGAUACGUUUCUACAUAAAUUGCUUUGACUGUCAAGUUAACUUCUUUUGAAGGAGCACCAGCUGGCCUCACUGUCUGCUUUUGGGCUGUCAUAUAAUCACUGAACUAAGUGACUACCUUAGACUGAGACUUAGAGCUUUUUAUUGUCAUUGUGCAGUUUCUUGCACAGCGAAAUUCGGUAGCUGGACCACAAAGGUGCUAAAGUAAGAAAAAGAGAAACCAAUAUACAUCGAAG